AUGGUGCUAAUCAUAGCACUCCUGUAUCUUCUCGCAUGGGGGUCUGUCGCGAGAGCCGCGCCCCUCGACGCCCAGACGUCUAUCUACGCAGAGGGCGACACGUCCGGCUGCGGCCAGGACCAUCUCUUUAACGGCAUCACCAAGUACUACAGCAUCCAGAGUGGAGGACGCGCAAGAACGUAUUCCGUUCACGCCCCUAGCAGUUACUCCAAGUCUACUAAGUAUCCGCUAAUUGUCGGUUUCCACGGGUCGGACAGCAUAGGUCUAUUCUUCGAAGCCGAUACCCGGCUAGAUGAGCCCCAGUACACAGCCAACAAGAUAAUGGUGUACCCCGACGGCGUCGAUGGAGCUUGGGCUGGCGCAAGCUACUCUACCGUCGCUGUGGCAGAGGAUGUGCAGUUCGUGCAUGAUCUGCUCGCAGACGUACGUCAACGAUACUGCAUUGACAGCGCUCGCAUAUAUGCCACUGGCAUGUCUAACGGGGCCGGUUUCAUCGGAGCUCUUGCAUGCAAUGACACAGUCGGUGGCGAAUUUGCGGCCUAUGCGCCAGUCGCCGGAGCUUUUUAUACUGAUGCUAACGGCACCGGCUGCACGCCGGCUCGCAGUCCUCUACCUAUCAUGGAGUUUCACGGCGGGAGCGACGCUUCGGUUUUGUAUGAUGGCGGGCAAGGCGAGGGAGGCUACGAGCCUCCGAUUCCUACGUGGCUGGGCUACUGGGCAGAUCGAAACGGCUGUCAAAGUCCCCCAUCAAACGACUCUAGCUUCAAUGACGACGUUCACCAUUUGACAUGGACGUGUCAGGGCCUAUAUGGAGCUUUACAACAUUACAAGGUUGACGACAUGAAGCACCAGUGGCCAUCAGAAGACAUUAACUUCUCCCAGAUCGCUGCUGGGGGUUUGCCUACCCACAUAGAGGCGAGCAGCAUCAUUCAAACAUUCUUUGACAAUUUCACGAGACCGGCAUAA
Phaeoacremonium minimum UCRPA7 is the source of this 966-nucleotide messenger RNA. Its product is annotated as putative ferulic acid esterase protein. Bases 1 to 966 code for a protein of 321 amino acids. The transcript has a single exon. The record is from RefSeq and is a predicted model, not a curated record. Gene Ontology annotation, molecular function: feruloyl esterase activity. NCBI's taxonomy places the organism in Eukaryota, Fungi, Ascomycota, Sordariomycetes, Togniniales, Togniniaceae.